UUGGAUUCAUUCAUAAGGAGAUCAUUAACCCAAUGCCUUGGUGCCUCAUUGACUUUCACAUGAAGGGUUUGAGAAGUUUCAGAGCCCGUAAAGCGUGGCAGCUGCUCACGAAACUGAUGCAGGCCAUUCUGUGAACUUUCGAUUUUUGUGAAAUUGCUUAGCAAACGCUAAUAAAGGCAGUUGUGCUUGAAGUCCUAACUAAUGGCAAAACGGGUGUUUACAACAUCCAAUCUUAUAGUUUAAAGGUCGUCAUUUGCACAAAUGCUUGCUAGUGUUUUGAUUUCGCUAAGGUUCUCCUAGAUAAUAUCUUGAUACAAAUCAGUUGUAUUUAGAACUUUAAAGACAGUACAACUUUUGCAUUAAGAGUAAGCGCUAUCGAUAAGUGAAUUUUGUGAAAACAAUAUUUUCGGUGUAUUAACGUUAUAUACAGAUUAUUAAAAAGGCUGCAAGAUCUGAAAAAUCAGUAUGGAGAACCGCGUGUUAAGUUCUCAGUCUCCUGACGAGAUAUAUGUAAAAGAGUUGCAUUGUGAGUUUCAGUAUUGUGCCUUAGGGAGCUCCGAGAUCCGGCCAUUGAAUGAUUCGAAGUGUUUCAUAAAAAAGCCUAAACCCAACCAAAGAGCCAGAUCUAACAGAAGGGGUUUCCUUGGAUUAUGGCGCAAACCCCCUUUGGAGGAGGCUGAGGAUCGGAAAAAUCUUCUGACACUGUCCAAGUCAUUGAUGCAGAAGAACAUACAGUGGCUCAGCCAAGAAGAUUUGUCCCUCGGUGAUAACGAAAGCGACAGCGGUGACAUUUUGUCAAGCUCGAGGCAUCCAAAAUGCCCUUGGCAAGGAUCUAUCCCAGAUGAUGCCCCAGCGACCCUCACCCAGCAGGAUAGCUGUGGAAGGUCUCCACCCAGUCAUUUAAACACUGAAGAGGAAUCUUUGAAUGGGUUACAUUGCCUUCCAUUGGAUUCAACUAAUUCCUUCUCUAGUUCAUCCCCUCCCCAAAGUUUUUGGUACCAGCCGUCUUCUCAUCAUGAUUCAUCUGGGACACUCACUCCUGGGUCGGAUGUCAUCUCAAGUCCUGAGGUUUCCAGCGAUAACAGUUUUACUAUCAUAAAUCCAUCCCCCUCGAAACCAUCAGGGACAGUUAUCUCCUCCCCAUCAUUCACCCUCUGCAGAGCGGCGUCCGUGGAGGGUCUCUUUAUACCACAGACACCUCAGAAUUCAUUUUGUAACACAGAGGAAGACUGUGUGUGUACCAAUGACUCCCAUCAAAGUCCGUUUCGCCGUCAGGUGUUUACGUCCCUCAUAACGCGACAGUCUGCCAUGGUGAGGAAAGUCAGCCAGCAGACUUGCAGAAUCAUGGAAACUCUGAGAACGGUGGCGUCUGUCAGUGACCCAGACUUAGAGGCUGAACUCGUAGGACACAUCCAAAGGGGGAAUAGUUAUUCUAGUGGUUCGACCGACAGCUUGCCGAUGGAAAAGACUGUCGAAACAUCCGGUCUGACACUGGAAAAUAAACCAUCAUUCCAGGGGCAAGAGUUGUAUCCACUGACCUCGCCAAGAGAUUUGAUAAAGGCAGACUCUUCUUAUGUGGCAAAAGAGGACAGUAAUACCGAAUUCGGUUCACAAAAACCUUCCACCUUUCGAUUCUUGUCUAUGAGCGACUCGGGAAUCGGGUGGGAGAGCGAUGAAGAGGGAAGGUCGCUCUCCAGGGGCUCUCUAACGUCUAGUGAGGAUGGCAUGACAGCCAUCACAGAGCAACAAGAAUUGUUAUGCGGGAACAGGGUGAGCCAGAUGACCAAAACUUACAAUGACAUCGACGCCGUGACCAGACUACUCCAGGAGAAGGAGAAAGACCUCGAGCUUGCAGCUAAAAUCGGACAGCAGCUGUUGGCCCGUAACAAGGCCUUAGAAGAACGCAAUGCCAUCAUCGACGGGGAACUGUCCGCUGCGAGCGACAAAAUCACACAGCUCACGCAUAAUUUGCAGAUGAAAACAGAGCUGCUCCAGAUCUACACCAACGAUGUUGAUGACGCCAGCAGCUGUGAAACCACUCCAACAGGGUUGCGUUUCAUGAACGUAGACUUCUUACAGCAUCGAGUCAGGAAUCUUGAAGAUGAAAACAAAUCUCUUCGUUUAGAGGCCACCCAGUUGGCUAGUGACACUCAGGAAUGUGAGGAGAAGGAAAAGGAACUAGUCACAGAUGUCAUCAAACAGCUUAGUGAUGCCAACUUACAAGUUCGUCAACUCAACGAUGAUCUGGCAAAGAAGGUGGAGGACUCCCUGCGGCAGCAGGAAGAGAUCACCCAGCUUCUUGCCCAGGUUGUUGACCUGCAGUCACGUAACAAGCGCCUUGUUGUGGAGAAUGAUGAACUUCACAACAUGGUUGGUGUGGCCAGGGAUUGCCAGCAAGAACUCACAAUGGAGCUAGCAGAGUUGAAAGAGAAAUAUGCUGAAGUCUUGGAUCUUCUCCAUGAUACACAAGAUCAGCUCAGAAGGGUGCAAAAGAAGAACUUGCCAGGAAGUCGUGGUCAUCAUCUUGGAGGAAGCAAUCUGUAUAGUUCGCCAUUCAAUUCGGGCAAUGAUUCUAUUGCCAGUGAGCUUCAGAAUCUGAAUGUCAUUGGGGAGGAGAUCGGCAAAGGAACCAGUACCACCAUGAGACGUACUUUCGACACCGUACGACUAUCAGGCAGAUAUUCAAUGGCAGGAUCCCAAGGAUCACUGAGUUCUCUAGGGUAUGGUGGUUCUGUGCACUCCACACCAACACAUCAUCCGCACACCCCAUCACAUAUGUCUUACUUAGGAUCACGAGGAUCAUCCAUUUACUCUGGAGGCUCUGGUCAUCCUUCCCUGGAUUCUGGGGCAGAUUCAGAUGCCUCAAUGCACACAGAUUCUGAGGAUAACUAUCCAGGCAGCCACUUAGGUGUACCGGGUUGGCCAGGAACUCCUGACUUAGAUUCUUGUUUACGUCGCCUUGGUCCUGGAGAUAGGUCAGGAACACCAUCACAUUAUCUCCCUUAUGGUUGUCGCACUCCUGAUUCAAUCAUGUCCACAGGAAGUGGCAAAUCUGGUGUGAAUGACUGGAAAUUCCCUCAGAAAUUGCAGAUUGUGAAGCCCAUAGAGGGAUCUCUUACUCUUAGUCAGUGGUCCCGUUUAGCUACUCCUAAUCUCGCAGGAUUGUUGGAGGAGAGGGAGGGGGUGGCUAUCAAGGGUGGUGCUGGCAUUGAACAGUUGAAAUUGGAUGUAUAUUCAAUGUCAGACCUUGAAGAAGAUGAACCUGAAGAAGAGAACCCUGGAAAAAGAUUCAUGAGCACUUCAGGAGUCUUCACUUACACCAACUCUACCAUUCUGCAUCCAGAUGAUCAAACCAUUUCAACCCGCAGCCUCCAACAAGCACAAGUUAGUGUCUUGCCCGCACCAACAACACAUCCUACCACAACCCCAAGCACUCCAAUCAGAGCUCCAUCUUGCCCACCAUCACGCCGUGGAUCUACGGCCACUUUCUCUACAAAUACUGGCCUGGCCAAGGUUCUGAAUGAAAGGGGCAUGCAUCAACAAAGUGGAUAUUCCCCUACUGCCACUCCUGCCAACACGCCUACUAAUUCAAAACCUGGAUCACCUGAACCUGAGGGAUACAAACUGCCUGGCUUGGAGGACUUGACCAAAACCUUUUACUAUGGUGCCAGCCUUCUUCGUCGCACCUUUUAUAAAGAUGACCCUUCGGCUCCUCAGUCACCAUCUGGUCCAAGAGUUAAUCUUGUGGAGCAAGUCCAGGCUAUUGGUGUGGACAGGUUUGUAGGAUCAGGUCAAGUGCUUACUGUUGGCGGAGUAGUUACUUCUCGCCCAGCUACUUCUCCACUUCUUCAUCUUUCUAAUCUUAUAAUGAGCAGUGCCAAGGACACCACUUCUACCACUACAUGUACAACGAGCACAACUGCUACUACUUCAGCUGGAAUGUUUGUACCUAAAGUUUUAUCUCCAGGAGAGAGGCGUCCCACACUUCCAUCAGGGGCUCCAAUGGGUAUCCCAGGACAUCCAGGGUCAGGUCAUCUUGACAACCGGCUCAGCCAGCUCAAACCAGGUCAACGUGCAGAUCUUGGAACUGUUGGUGGACGAUCAAGACCAACAUCUCUUGGUACUGUACCUCCAAGAGGUAGUGGGGCAGAACAAAAUGUUGGCACAGUUUGCUGGACAUCUUUUGGGCGUAAAGGUGGACUACUUUAGUUAUUUAUACAUAAAUAUAUAUAUAUACUGUAUGUUUAUAUGAAUAUUUUUUCUCUAAGUUCCAUUUUGGGUGCUGGCUGACACUGGUUCUGAUUUUUGUGAUACAUGAUGUUUACUGUUAUUCAAUAAGAAGUAUGUGAUGAUUUAGUAAAUAAGUUGGUCAAUUUACUUGUCAGUAAUGUUGUUUCAACAUCAAUUAUUUCUUCUAGAUUGCAGUAAAUGAACCAGAUGUUUGAGUAUAGAUUGUGGUAUAUAAUAAUAUGGGGUAAAAAUACUUUGUGAGAAUAUACAGUAUGUAAUUGAAGAAGUGAAUCAGGGUGUUUAUAUAUUGUAUACUUAAAUAACUGAAUAAAUUGUAGGGUAAAGCUUUGUUAUGAUAGUUACUAUGUAACUAUUUAAGUUGGGAUAUAGGGAUCAAUUGCAUCUGCAUAUUUUUAAUAUUUAUUUAUCAGAGAUUCACAUAUGCAGUAAGUUGCCUGGCAUAGUUUGUGGAUAUUGUACUAGCACUUUUGAGUUCAAGUGAUAAAAAAAAGACCACGAAAUUGAAGAUGAAACUUGAACAAAUUUAAUACCAGCUAUGUACAGUUGUUCAUUUUGCUUUUUGUGCUGGUUAAAUCCGUGCCAAAUGAUUUAGUUUCUAUACUAUUUUGUUGCCUUGACGCCUUCUGCAGCUGUUCUGGUUGUGCAAUAGAAGUGUGUACAGUUCUAUACUCCAUUGUCAUCUGUUACGACAUGUACAUCUUAAAUGUAUGAAAUAUUCAAGAUUAUAAAAUUUACAUAUAGAAUUUUUGAUAUUUUAAACACUUACGGAAUGGAUCCUGUGAUGCACAAACCAUUUUAAUAUCAAGAAGAUAACGGUCAUUGUACAUGUUGACUUUGGUUGUAAAAGCGGCAGAAGGGGUCUCUUUCCAAGAGACCCAAGUCUUCUAGUCACACUUCUGAUAAAUCCCCUUCUUGAAUCUUUUCUCAAUUUUUGUGUACAGUUCAAAGAUUGGCGCCUUAUUUAUUGUUUAGCAGAGAUUGAUGCUUUAUGUAAGUUUAGUUAUGAGUUGACAUUUGUAUAUUUUUUCUUCCGUAUGAUUGGUAUUUUGAUUAUUGAUCCUUCGUCUCAUGUAUGAUGCUUUCUAUUCCACUAAAGGUCCUCUGAUCAAGCAGAAGACCACAUUAGUGUCCCUUGCUUUUUUGUUUUGUGAGUGCAAUAAGGUAAAUGUGAAUGGGCUACUCUUCAUUUAUGUAUUGAAUGCUAAUAGGUCACAUAAAUUGGUUUGUUGGUACUACAAGAAAUAUGCCAUGCAAUCAGUUUUGAGUAAUAUUUUCUUAUUUGCAGUUAGCUGUACAUAUUAUGGUUUUCUUGCAAAUAACUUGUGAUUAACUGUAUAGGUUGUAAUGACUAUUGGAAUGGAUGUUUCAGUGACAUUGUUUAAUAACUGCAGUGUAGCCCAAUAAGGUUGAAGUAAGUAAUCUAACUUUUUUAGAGCAGCAGCAUGUUACCCUAUGCACAAUGUUCCAGCAGGCUUCCCAAGGCAGAUUCAUCCCACCCUAUAAGCCAGCCAGAUGCUGAACAAGCUUUGCAGGGCAGUUCAUAGAAUUAGCCUGCAGUUUUCCAUAAUACUUACAGGCAGUAAGCUAUGAAUUUUUAGUUCUGAAAUAUUUUGUGAUCCAAGUCAUCCAGUACAUCAGCCUAUUUUGUACAUUACUGUAUUCCUAUACUGUACUGUACUUGGACUGUGUUUUCUAAAUUUCUCCUCAGCUAUACCAUGCUGUUUAUUUUCAUGUACAAAAAGGCAGGGGUACAGGUGGACAUGCAUCUACUUUAUUGUAGAAUUCAUAUUAAGGUAUGUAAAUUUGCAAGACAUAAUUUUUAUAUUCAUAAACAUUUGACCAAUCUUAGUUUAUAGUUUAGUAGAUUUUGUUUUUGGAGGUCAAGAGAAUUAGAGGGUAUCUUUUAGUUUCCUAAUGACAAAACUUUUGUAUUUCAUAGUACAAUCCUUUUCCCGUACUAUCCCAUCCGUAGGGGGUUGCCUUCCCUUUGUAUAAUAUCCUGUUAGUUUUCAUAUGCUGAAAUAUACAGUAAAAAAUUGUGGCCA
This is a messenger RNA of Macrobrachium nipponense, 6296 nucleotides long. It is a transcript of the gene milt, whose product is annotated as trafficking kinesin-binding protein 1-like. Gene Ontology annotation, cellular component: mitochondrion; cytoplasmic vesicle. Lineage: Eukaryota; Metazoa; Arthropoda; Malacostraca; Decapoda; Palaemonidae. The transcript is spliced from 13 exons. Gene Ontology annotation, molecular function: myosin binding. The record is from RefSeq and is a predicted model, not a curated record. The coding region runs from base 466 to 4209 and encodes 1247 amino acids. Gene Ontology annotation, biological process: vesicle transport along microtubule; mitochondrion distribution; protein targeting.